ACCACCUCCUCCUCCUCACAGAAAGACGGAAAGGUUGUGGAGGACUGACUGAUCCUCUGGUCGGAUGCGGACAAGUUGUCCUGAUCAUCGCAGAGAAUGGUUGACUUGGAGAACGAAGUGCCUCCUCUACCUCCCAGAUACAGAUUUCGGGACUUGCUUCUCGGGGAUCAAGGAUGGCAAACUGAUGAUAGGGUGCAAGUUGAAUUUUACGUGAAUGAAAAUACUUUCAAGGAACGAAUGAAGCUGUUUUUCAUCAAAAAUCAACGGUCAAGUCUAAGGAUACGUCUAUUCAACUUUUCACUCAAGCUACUGAGUUGCUUGUUGUAUAUUAUUCGUGUAUUACUUGAUGAUCCCAGAGAAAGAAAUGGGUGGUCUCCUAUAAUUUGGGUAGAUAGAAGUCUUCCCUUAUGGGGCUUACAGGUUACUGUGGCCUUGAUAAGUUUCUCUGAAACAAUGUUGCUGACUUAUCUCAGCCUUAAGGGGAACAUCUGGGAACAAAUCCUACGAAUACCCUUCAUCCUAGAAAUGAUCAACACUGUGCCCUUUAUCAUCACAAUAUUUUGGUCUCCGUUAAGGAACCUAUUCAUUCCAGUGUUUCUGAACUGUUGGCUAGCCAAGCAUGCCCUGGAAAAUAUGAUUAAUGAUCUUCACAGAGCUAUCCAGCGAACCCAAUCUGCAAUGUUCAACCAAGUUCUUAUUCUUAUAUCCACAUUGCUAUGUCUCAUAUUUACUUGCAUCUGUGGGAUCCAGCAUUUGGAAAGAUCAGGGAAUAACCUGACCCUGUUUGAUUCCCUCUACUUCUGCAUUGUCACAUUCUCCACUGUUGGGUUUGGAGAUGUCACACCCAAGAUCUGGCCGUCAAAGUUAUUGGUUGUCAUCAUGAUCUGUGUUGCCCUUGUCGUGUUGCCUAUACAGUUUGAACAAUUGGCCUACUUAUGGAUGGAGAGACAGAAAUCGGGAGGAAACUACAGUCGCCACAGAGCUCAGACAGAGAAACAUGUUGUGUUGUGCGUCACGUCUUUGAAGAUUGACCUGCUCAUGGAUUUUUUGAAUGAAUUCUACGCUCAUCCUAGACUGCAGGACUACUAUGUGGUAAUUCUUUGUCCUACUGAAAUGGAUGUGCAAGUUCGGAGAGUGUUGCAGAUUCCAAUGUGGUCCCAAAGAGUAAUUUAUCUCCAGGGUUCAGCAUUGAAAGACCAAGAUCUCUUGAGAGCCAAAAUGGACAAUGCUGAGGCCUGCUUUAUUCUUAGUAGCCGGUGCGAACCCGACAGGACAGCUGCUGAUCACCAAACUAUCCUAAGGGCAUGGGCUGUCAAGGACUUCGCACCAAAGUGCCCACUCUAUGUACAGAUUUUGAAGCCUGAGAAUAAAUUUCAUGUCAAAUUUGCAGAUCAUGCCGUUUGUGAGGAAGAGUUCAAAUAUGCUAUGCUUGCCUUAAAUUGUAUUUGUCCAGCCACUUCGACACUGAUUACCUUGCUUGUUCAUACUUCCAGAGGACAAUCAGGACCAUGGGAGGCAUUUAGACAACUAACUGGAACCAAGCAGAUUAUAACAAGGGAUGGCCCGCAGUCUCCUGGACAGUGGCAAAAGUUGUACGGCAAGUGCUCUGGCAACGAAGUCUACCACAUUAAAGUGGAAGAAAGUACAUUCUUUGCAGAGUAUGAGGGGAAGAGUUUUACCUACACCUCAUUUCACGCACAUAAAAAGUAUGGAGCUUGUCUUAUUGGUGUAAAGAGAGAAGAAAACAAAAAUAUUUUACUGAAUCCAGGCCCUCGCUAUAUUAUAAGUUCGACAGACACUUGCUUUUAUAUCAAUAUUGUCAAGGAGGAAAACUCAGCUUUCAAAACACACAAUGAACAAAAUAUAAAUAGUAUUUCAAAUACAACCUACCAUGGAGCUUCAAGAUUGCCUGUUCACAGUAUCAUUGCAAGCAUGGGCACGGUGGCCAUAGAUCUCCAAGAUGCAAGUUGUAAGCCUCCAAGUGGUCCUACCUUGUCUCUUCCUUCAGAGGGAGGUAAAGAAGGGAGGAGGCCCAGUAUUGCUCCUGUUUUAGAAGUGGCCGAUGCAUCGUCUAUACAAACCUGUGACCUUCUAAGUGACCAGUCAGAAGAUGAAGCAAAUCAAUCCGAUGAGGAAGAAUCUUCACUGCCUGAGUAUAUUAAAGGAUAUCCUCCAAACUCCCCUUACAUUGGAAGCUCUCCAACCUUGUGUCACUUACUGCAGGAGAAAAUCUCAUUCUGCUGCCUUAGACUUGAUCAGGGGUGUCAACAUAAUUAUUCUGAAGAUGCAAAAGCAUAUGGAUUCAGAAACAAACUUAUCAUUGUUUCUGCGGAGACCGCUGGAAAUGGAUUAUACAAUUUUAUUGUUCCUCUUCGAGCCUACUACAGACCAAAGAAGGAGUUAAAUCCCAUAGUAUUGCUCCUGGAUAACCCGCCAGAUGUACACUUUCUGGAAGCAAUCUGUUGGUUUCCUAUGGUUUACUACAUGGUUGGCUCUAUUGACAACCUAGAUGACCUGCUUAGGUGUGGAGUAACAUUUGCUGCCAAUAUGGUUGUAGUAGACAAAGAAAGCACAAUGAGUGCCGAGGAGGAUUACAUGGCAGAUGCUAAAACAAUGGUAAAUGUGCAAACGUUAUUCAGGUUAUUCUCCAGUCUCAGUAUUAUCACAGAACUGACCCAUCCAGCUAACAUGAGAUUCAUGCAGUUCAGGGCCAAAGACUGCUACUCAUUGGCUUUGUCUAAACUUGAGAAGAAGGAACGUGAAAAAGGUUCAAAUUUGGCAUUCAUGUUUCGACAACCAUUUGCUGCUGGGAGAGUCUUCAGCAUCAGCAUGCUUGAUACACUGCUGUACCAGUCAUUUGUGAAGGAUUAUAUGAUCUCUAUCACAAGGCUGCUCCUGGGUUUGGAUACGACACCAGGAUCUGGAUUUCUCUGUGCAAUGAAAAUCACAGAGGAUGAUCUAUGGAUUAGGACAUAUGGGCGGCUUUAUCAAAAGCUUUGUUCUUCAACUGGAGACAUUCCCAUUGGUAUUUACCGGACAGAAACACAGAAACUCACAACAUCAGAGUCUAAAAUAUCCAUCAGCGUUGAGGAAUGGGAAGAUACAAAAGACACCAAAGAUUACACCAGCUAUCGCACAAAUCACCACCGGAACUCCACAUCAAGCGAUCAGUCAGAGCAUCCCUUACUGAGACGCAAAAGUAUGCAGUGGGCAAGACGGCUUAGCAGAAAAGCACCAAAACACUCCAACAAAGUGACAGAAAGGAUCAGUCGUCAGCGCUUGACGUUAUGCAAAAGGUCAGAGAGACAAGAACUGGCUCACCUAGUGAAAAAUCGAAUGAAGCACCUAGGCCUUUCACCGACAGGUUAUGAUGAAAUGAAUGAUCACCAGAAUACUCUGUCAUACAUUCUCAUCAAUCCUUCCCCAGAUAUGAGACUGGGACUGAAUGAUAUUGUCUAUCUGAUCCGGCCUGAUCCUCUGGCUUAUGUCCCAAACAGUACCCAUAGUCGUAAGAGCAGCGUCUGCAACAAUAGCGGAGGUGGACAGGACACAAAGGAUGAAACCCAACUUUAAAAUCACUCAAUAUUCUGAAAAAUCUUUAGAAAACCCUUACGUUUCUAAAAGUAAUACAGUUUUCAGCCACCACUUAUCUUUUAAAAAAAAGUUGAAACAGAUGUGUAUGAAGUAACAGUUGUUGAAAAUAGUUUACCUGUGACUAAAGAAAUUAAAUCAGCAUAUUUUAAGCAGUGCAAAUCAAUCUCACUCAGAGUAUUGCAAAUACCUUUGAGCCUUCGGUCAAUAACUAGUCUUUGUAUGCUAACAAUGUCGUACUGUUUCAAUAAACUUCAUCAUCAAUCUCUUUGAAAACCCACAUGACUGAACAGAAGAAAUAUAAUGAAAGGUAUUGCACUCACAGAUCUAUGGCUGCUGCAGGAGUAUUGAGGUCUGACAGCCAAUUGUUGGCAAUUAACACACCGGGAAUAAAUAUUAGUGGGUAAACCAAGUUUAUCACAAGCUAAUUUAUAUUAAAAUUAAUA
Messenger RNA from Callorhinchus milii (elephant shark), 4037 nucleotides. It is a transcript of the gene kcnt2a, whose product is annotated as potassium channel, subfamily T, member 2. NCBI's taxonomy places the organism in Eukaryota, Metazoa, Chordata, Chondrichthyes, Chimaeriformes, Callorhinchidae. Gene Ontology annotation, molecular function: intracellular sodium-activated potassium channel activity. Gene Ontology annotation, cellular component: membrane. Bases 97 to 3573 code for a protein of 1158 amino acids. The transcript is spliced from 29 exons. Gene Ontology annotation, biological process: potassium ion transport. The record is from RefSeq and is a predicted model, not a curated record.